Saprolegnia diclina VS20 is the source of this 953-nucleotide messenger RNA. RefSeq lists its product as hypothetical. NCBI's taxonomy places the organism in Eukaryota, Oomycota, Saprolegniomycetes, Saprolegniales, Saprolegniaceae. Gene Ontology annotation, molecular function: heme binding; oxygen binding. The record is from RefSeq and is a predicted model, not a curated record. The transcript has a single exon. Bases 131 to 892 code for a protein of 253 amino acids.
GGUUGACCGAAUCCCAGAAGGAUCUCGAGGAAGGACCUUCCUCCGACCACGGCGACGCUGGCGCUGCAGGCGUCGCGAUGAGAGCGCCGUCACCCAGACGUCGUCUUCUUGCAUUACCAAACUCGCUCCGAUGACAACAACGUUGACGAAGGACCCGACGCCGCCCGUCGCCCCGGCCAAGUCGAGCACGACGAUCCAGGAGGCAGCCGUCUCGAGCGCCGCCGAGUGCCCAUUUGCAAACGUGGAUGUCGCGCUUCCCAUGCAUGUUGCAUCCGACUCGUGCCCGUUCCACGCCCACGCAGUGCGCCAAAGCCCAGCGCUGUGGAGCGAUGUGCCGGUCGUCAUUCGAUCGCUCACGUUUCAGACGACGCCGGCGUCGGCCCAGCUCCUGCGCGACGUUGGCGGCGGCGACACCAUCCGCGAGCUUUGUACGCGCUUUUACGCCCGGGCAUUUCUCGACAAGCAGCUAAAACCAUUCUUCUUUGAAGAGGACGGCGCGACGGCCCAUGGGCAGCGGCUUGCCGACUGGAUCAUCCAAAAAAUGGGCGGCGAGGGCCAGCCGUGGACCGACAGCGGGCGCUGGGGGCUGCGCCAAGUGAGCCACGCCAAAGCAUGGGUCAGCGAGAAGCGCGAUCCGUCCGUCCGUGGCGACCACUUCAACCUCACCGACGCCCGGACGUGGAUGCGCAUUCAUUUUUGGGCCGCACGCGAGUGUGGACUCGCAGACCACGCCGUGUUUUGGCGCUGGUACACUCGGUUUCUUCAGCAUUUUAUCGCCAUCUACGAGCGCCGCGCCGUGCGCUUUGCACAAGACGAUGCUGCGUGGUCGGCUGUACCAGACAACCUGGCACGCUAUCUGGAAAACGACCAUAGAAUGCCAGAUGUAAUCUAGUUUCCGACACCACCGACUGCAUCCAUAAGCCCACACUAAGCUUAGUUUAUUUUGAUUGUCC